This is a messenger RNA of Acanthoscelides obtectus, 1758 nucleotides long. NCBI's taxonomy places the organism in Eukaryota, Metazoa, Arthropoda, Insecta, Coleoptera, Chrysomelidae. The record is from the annotation of a GenBank genome assembly.
UCCACAGGAUGGGAUUUUCCGCACGGCGCCAAGCUGCAAAUGAGAUGUCGCGAACUGGGACUUUACAAACUAUUAGGCACUUCCGCACCACAAUGCCAAAACGGAGCCUGGAGUGCAAGACUACCGUCUUGUGUUCCAACCACGCUUCUCACAAACUUCACAGAGGAUGCGCCGCCGUCAAUUCUAAUAAGGAUACCUUCCGGAUCUGCAUCAGUAGAACCUGGAGGUGAGUUGGCAGCCUUUCCGGGCUCCACGAUUCAUCUGGAAUGCAUUUUCUCCCGAAGAAUCGGAUCUCCCGAUUGGACAUGGACGUCUCCAUUAGGUCAAUAUUUAACAGGUUGGGCUAUCGCGCCAGAAGAACGAGAUUGGAAAUACAGACUAUCAAUCUAUUACGCAAAGCCACAAGAUUCCGGAACUUUCACCUGCGCGACGCCGAGGGGAAUAACUAACAGCGUAACACUACAUGUAGCAGCCAUCCACUGCGAACCAAUCUCUGUCUCUGGCAUGCACCUAAGUGUUAGAGUUGAAGGGACUAGGCUGGGACACAUGGCCAUUUUCCAGUGUCCUAUAGGAUUUUAUGUCUCAGGUGAAGCCAACCUUACAUGCCAAGCUUCAGGUAAGUGGUCGUCACCAGUACCAAAAUGUGAACUGGUGAAAUGCCCUUCUCUGGACACCCCUGAAGGUCUUUCCGAACCUCACCUGCACCUGGAAGAGCACAACAACAGCUAUGGAGGGCGUGCCGUCUUCGGGUGUGCUUGGGGCUACAGGUUACAAGGUCCUCCAGGCAUUGAAUGUGAACUGAAUGGAAACUGGUCAGGGCCUUUACCCAAAUGUGUGCCUAUCCAGUGCCCACCGCCGGUAUUGCCAGUGAACGGACAUUUGAUCCAGUCCGAGGCUCCUGGCAUGGACGGAGGCAGAUACGCAGUUGGCAGCUUGGUGCAGUUCGCAUGCGAAGGAGCCUACAAGCUUGAAGGAGAGGCAAGCAUCAUAUGCACCGAGAUGGGCGUCUGGUCUCAUCCUCCUCCAUUCUGUAAGCCUCGGUGUUCUUACGUCGGCGAACCCAAAAACGGCUUUGUUUCACCGACAAAGUUCGCUUACGAUCCGGGAGACGAACUUGAGGUCAUUUGCAGCCCUGGGUUUGUGACCGAAAUUGAAGAAAGGAUAAGAUGUAUCCCAGACGGAAAAUGGUCGGCAGCACUUCCGGAAUGCUUGGACGCCAGUAUCAGUAAUAGUAGUAACAGUACAGAAGUAUGAAUCUGUAGUACCCGUUUUAUAUCAACAAUUUCUUCGCGAAUUUAUUCAGAUGGAUUUGUUCAAGGUCGUCCUGAUUGUGUUUUGCUGUGCUGACACCAGACAGUGCUGCCAACCUCACAACAAAUUUUUCCUAGAAACAUUUUGAGUUUUUAUAUGUAUUUGGUUUUGAUUUUGAGACGAAUCUCAUAAACAAAAACCAUACUAUUGAAAACUGUGGUUCUAUGUCAUCCUAUGCUUGAAUUGAAAAGUUUUUGAUAUUGGAAAGGAAAACAACUUGGCAAAAAUCAGAAUAAGUUCUAAUUGAGUGAAGAAAUCCAUGAAGAACUUUAUGGAUUUAUUUGACGUCAAAUUCCUCUGUUAUACUUUGGAAAUUUGACCUUUAACUUAAUUCAUAUGAAAAAUGUAAUCAAACUCUUACCUCAAAUGGUUUUUGUACAGGAUUGUGCAGGAAUUUCGAUGUAGAAAACUAAAAAAUAAUAAAUUAGUUCGUAUACCUAUUUAGCU